AUGGGCGACCACACAGCCUUCUUCUAUGGAACCCUCAUGGCCCCCGGAGUCCUGCACCGCGUGAUCCACGGGACCCACGACCCCGAACCAUGGCAGAAAUCUCUCUUGACCGUACGGCCGGCUCUCCUGCAAUCCUACCGCCGCCACCGCGUCCGGCACGCAGACUACCCAGCCAUCCUCCCGCACUCCGACUCCUGCGUCCGGGGCUCCGUGGUCACGGGCCUGACCGAAGGCGAUCUCUACCGUCUUGACAUCUUCGAGGGCGACCAGUACACCCGGCGGAAAGUGCGAGUGCAAGUCCUCAAAGACGUCGGCCUCGACGAGGCCGCGGACGAAACCCACACCCAGAUCGUCGAGGAAGCCGAGGCAGAGACGUACGUGUGGGAGGAGGGCGAGGAUACACUUGAGCCGAAGGAGUGGGAUUUUGAGGCAUUCAAGCGCGACAAGAUGAAGGCGUGGAUGGGUAUGGCCGAGGGAGACGACGGCGUCGAGAUGGACGAGGGGUUUGCAGAUGUGGAUCGGGCCGUGGCUGAGCAGGAAAAUGCUAAACAGGAUAAGGGGAACGAUCCUAUGGGAGGACGAGGUGCAAAUGGACAUAUCACGCGGCAGCUGAAAGAGGCGGCCGUAUAG
Messenger RNA from Exophiala xenobiotica, 630 nucleotides. RefSeq lists its product as uncharacterized. The record is from RefSeq and is a predicted model, not a curated record. Bases 1 to 630 code for a protein of 209 amino acids. The transcript is spliced from 2 exons. Lineage: Eukaryota; Fungi; Ascomycota; Eurotiomycetes; Chaetothyriales; Herpotrichiellaceae.